AGGGGUGUCAGUUGGAAUGUAGAUUGCGAAGGAGAAGGUUUGGAGAGAAAGAGAGCAGGGAGAGGAAUUCACCGGAACCAUGACUGACAUGUUGCCAGUGAUGAGAAUUGGAGUUGUGGGAUAUGGACAUUUAGGGCAGUACCUUGUGGACCGGCUCCAGAGAGAAGGGGCCCAGGUGGGCCUGACACUGGUCUUUGUGUGGAACAGAAACACUGACAAACUCAGGGAAUCAGUGGCUGAGGAGCUCAUUCUACACAACCUCCCAGACUUUACAGACAGGGGUGCUGAUGUGAUUGUGGAGGUGUGUCAUCCCAAAAUUGUAAAAGACUUUGGAGUCCAGUUCCUCUCGAAGGCCCAUUUUCUGGUGGGCUCUCCUUCAGCCCUCUCAGACACACAGCUGAACCAGGAACUGCGCCAGGCUGCAGAGCAUCAUGGGAGGACCCUAUAUGUCCCCAGUGGUGCAUUGUGGGGAGGCCAGGAUAUCCUGAGACUCAAUGAUAGUGGAUCUUUAAAGGCACUGUUCAUCCGGAUGUCCAAGCACCCGUCAUGUUUCCGUCUGACAGGAGACGUGCUGUCUGAUUGGACAGAGGAUGAGGGGAGGCGGGUCUUAUUCAGUGGCUCCGUGGCAGAGCUCUGUCCCGUCGCCCCUAACAACGUCAACACCAUGGCGGCAGCGGCCAUCGCAGCGGGGACCCUGGGUUUCGCUGGCGUCCAGGGGGAGAUUGUGUCGGAUACGGCACUAAGUGAUUACCAUGUGGUGGAGGUGGAGGUUACUGGUGCCAAUGGCUUCACAGUGCAUACAGUGCGGAGGAACCCAGCCAAACAUGGAGCUGUAACUGGGAGUGCCACCUACAACUCCUUCUGGAGCAGCUUACUGGUGUGUAAGGGACAUGGAGGCCGGGUUUACUUGUGCUGAAGAGGGAGGGAUUUCAGAAGACAAUUCCCUCUACCAACCAAACACUCACAACACUAUGGUACUGAAACACACACUACACAACACUAUGGUACUGAAACACACACUACACAACAUUGCGGUACUGAAACACACACUACACAACAUUACGGUACUGAAACAGACCACAUUAUGGUUACUGAACAGUCUGCAGUGGCUGUGUCUGUAGUUACUGAUCAUGUGUGAGCAAAGUUCAUCCUACACAACAUCCUACUACUGUAUCCCAGCAGCACUUCCCUCCUUUUCUCUACAAAUGAAAAACAUGCCUUUGUGAAGUAACAAGUUAAAUGAGCAACUCUCUCAGGGUGAUGGCAGACACCACAUUCAUUAGCUAUCGUCUAGCAACAAGCCACAUCUUUUACAGCUCUUAUGCAGUUACAUCCACUACUGAGCUGCAAUACAUGUUAACAGUACUGUAUGAUGAUCUUUAUGUAGUGCCUUGGUGUUGACACCACACACACACCAUUGUGACCUUAAAACUAGAAGGUUCCAUCUGCAAGAAUAAGGUUCUGAAGCCUAAUUGGUUUGAAUUAAUUAAUUUUAUCUUGUAUUCUUUUGAACUUAACAUGAAUUGAGUUAUAUAGUACUCUAUGUAGAGAACAUUGUACAGAACAAGGAAUAACCAAAUGUCAAUAACAAAACAUGCAGAUAGAACCUUACCGUUUCAAGCUCUCAGUAUUUCCUGUUGUAGUAAAACCCCAACAAAAGAGAAGA
This is a messenger RNA of Oncorhynchus gorbuscha (pink salmon), 1666 nucleotides long. RefSeq names its product putative L-aspartate dehydrogenase. NCBI's taxonomy places the organism in Eukaryota, Metazoa, Chordata, Actinopteri, Salmoniformes, Salmonidae. The record is from RefSeq and is a predicted model, not a curated record. The transcript has 8 exons. Gene Ontology annotation, biological process: NAD+ biosynthetic process. The coding region runs from base 80 to 916 and encodes 278 amino acids. Gene Ontology annotation, molecular function: L-aspartate dehydrogenase [NAD(P)+] activity; NADP binding.